Phascolarctos cinereus (koala) is the source of this 1000-nucleotide messenger RNA. It is a transcript of the gene SHLD1, whose product is annotated as shieldin complex subunit 1. Lineage: Eukaryota; Metazoa; Chordata; Mammalia; Diprotodontia; Phascolarctidae. The record is from RefSeq and is a predicted model, not a curated record. Gene Ontology annotation, cellular component: site of double-strand break. Gene Ontology annotation, biological process: negative regulation of double-strand break repair via homologous recombination; positive regulation of isotype switching; positive regulation of double-strand break repair via nonhomologous end joining.
UUGCCCUUAAUCAAAAUGGCUGCCACGGCCUUUCCCUUCAAACCCAAGACGGUGACACGACUUCCUGUUGGAGUCUAUUUUUCCCUUAACAAAGAUGGUAGCUGCACUUCCUGUUCAGCAAAGUGCGUACGGCCGCCUCAGGCUGGGAGAGCUAUGGAAGGCCAGAAAGCCACAUCAAAUCAUUGCUCAGAAGAGAGCAGCAACUUUCUGGACCUAUCCCCAACCUAUGACAUAGCACAGCAGCUACAACAGAAGCCUAGGCAUGAGGCCAGUAGUGAGACUUCUAGUUCUAUGGACAUUCUUACUUCUUCUCUGGAUUCAGAAGGCAGCCACUUAAAUUCACGACAGAAUGAUUCUGGGACCAGUGAGAACUUUUGGCUUAACCACUCCAUGGCAAACCAACCAGAGACCAUGGAAGAUGAUGGACUUAGGAAAUCUCUGGACCGUUUCUAUGAAGUAUAUGGUCAGACACUACCCCCUCCAAGGGAUGGACUCUCAGAGACAGCAUCUCAUCGCCUUUCUCAGAAAAUCACAGAACUGACCAGUCAAGAGAAUCAAAAGUAUGCACUCCGCAGUUUUCAGAUGGCCCAGGUGAUUUUAAACCGAGAUGGAUAUUCAGUCAUACAAAAUCAUUCUAAAGAUGUUCUCUUCUGUCCACUGGAAGAAAGAGAUGCUUCUCUGGAUAAAGAAAAGCCAACCCCAGGACUUUCAAAAGAUGUAAUUAGUUUUCUCUUAAAGGAGAAUAAAGUGAAAGAAACAUAAUUCAUAUAGCUAAAGGAGCUGGACUGGACAUAUAAUUUGUUGUUGAUAGGUGAUAAUUUAAAUGCCCUCACAUAAGACAUGAAAGCAGUUGGGAAAUGGUGUUAUUAUGGAAAUGAAUCUGUGCAUAUUCAAGUGUGAGAUGUCAUCUAAUGAAAUAAGGCUGAGGUCAUAUGAUAAAGAAUGUAUGAACUAAAAGAAUACAAAUAAAGAACUAGAGUAAAACUCUAGCAUAUUUCAA